CAUGCAAACACAAAGAAAGCCCAGAUCCCAUUACCGUCAGUUCUUAGGCCUUUGAUUCGCAUCAAAAAGCAAUCCCUACAGUGUUUUUUGUUGUCUGUUUGUAUUGUUUGUUCUGAGCUUUCGUAUAUUGUAAAAAAAAGUGUGCCGGAGUGAUUGUAUAUAAAAAAAAUUUAUUUGAAAUUCUCGUUUAUGAUCGAAUCUGAAGAAAAGGGUAUUUGAGAUAUCUCGAUUUGGUGGUAGAAUUGUGGAAGGUAUUUGGGUUGUAAGAUGCGGCGGCGGGCCACCGAUUACCGGCGCCCGGUUCGAAGGAGGUUUUCGCAUUGGAUCUAUGCGUUGCUUGGGCUGUUCGUUGUCGCUGUAUUGGUUUUAUUUGUAGUUCAUCACAAUCAUAAUGAAGAUCGGGUGGAGCAUCCUGUUCAUGAGGAAGAUUCAAGAAUGGAGCGGGAUGUUCAUGAGAAGUUAAACUUUACCGAAGAAAUAUUGAGUGCUACGUCAUUGUCUCGGCAGUUGGCAGAACAAAUGACACUUGCCAAAGCUUAUGUCAUAAUUGCAAAAGAGCACAAUAACUUCUACCUUGCCUGGGAGCUAACCUCGAUGAUUCGGAGUUGCCAGCUUUUGCUUUCAAAAGCUGCAAUGAGAGGGAGGCCCAUUACACUAGAGGAAGCAGAGCCGAUAAUUAGCCGUCUAUCGUCUCUAAUAUAUAAGGCACAAGAUGCUCAUUAUGACAUUGCAACUACGAUAGUGACAAUGAAAUCUCAUAUUCAAGCCCUUGAAGAACGAGCCAAUGCUGCAACUGCUCAGAGUACGGUUUUUGGACAAUUAGUUGCUGAGGCAUUUCCUAAGAGUCUUCACUGCCUAAUUCUCAAGCUUUCCGCUGAUUGGCUUAAAAGGUUGCCCUUUCAAGACCUCGCAAAUGAGCGGAGAAACUCUCCUCGACUCGUGGACAACAAUCUUUAUCAUUUCUGCGUAUUUUCGGACAAUGUCCUUGCUACCUCAGUUGUCGUCAAUUCUACGAUUUCCAAUGCCGAUCAUUCUAAACAGAUGGUUUUCCACAUUAUCACUAAUUGGGUUACCUAUGGAGCUAUGCAAGCUUGGUUCCUUAGUAAUGACUUCAAGGGGGCCAUGAUAGAGGUGCAGAACAUCGAGGAGUUUGCUUGGUUGAAUGUUUCUUAUGCUCCCAUUGUAAAGCAGCUACUUGAUGCAGAUUCUCGGACCUAUUAUUUUGGGGAAAAUCCAGAUGUUGAGCCGAGAUUGCGGAACCCUAAAUAUAUUGCCUUGUUGAAUCACCUUCGGUUUUACAUACCAGAGAUCUAUCCACAACUUGAGAAAAUAGUAUUCCUCGAUGAUGAUGUUGUUGUGCAGAAGGAUCUAACGCCGCUUUUCUCAUUGGAUUUGCAUGGGAAUGUAAACGGGGUGGUGGAGACUUGUCUUGAAGCAUAUCAUCGUUAUUACAAGUAUCUGAAUUUCUCAAAUCCGAUCAUCAGCUCAAAAUUUGAUCCACAAGCAUGUGGAUGGGCAUUUGGCAUGAAUGUUUUCGAUCUAGUUGCCUGGAGGAAAGCGAACGUCACUGCAAGAUACCAUUACUGGCAGGAGCAAAACGCCAAUAAGACACUCUGGAAACUCGGAACUCUUCCAGUCGGUCUUUUAGCUUUUUAUGGGCUGACAGAACCACUUGAUCGGAGAUGGCAUGUGUUAGGAUUAGGUUACGAUCUUAACAUUGACAACCGCCUGAUCGAGAGCGCAGCAGUCAUUCACUUCAAUGGGAACAUGAAGCCAUGGCUAAAACUGGCAAUCGGAAGGUAUAAGCAUCUAUGGGAUAGGUACAUAAAUCUUAGCCACCCAUAUAUCCAAGGUUGCGCCACAAGUUAGGAAAAAACAUGCUCGUUUUUGGUUCCGCUUGUAGUUUAUGCGACCUCCGACGAUAUGAACCCAUUGAAAGGCCAAUCGCGGCAAGGGCGGUGGUGGAAUUUUUUGACAUUGUUAGGAGAUUUGACAUAUCUUUUUUGUUGUUCAUCACAGUAUGUUGAAAGGAUAAAAGGAAUGAUUUUCUUAUGCAUCAGAAAGGUGAAAGAUUUGUGGGAAAAUUCAUUUUUGGUUGAUGGGGUCUUGUUUGAUCUCCUCAAGCAAGAAAAUUUUCAGAAAUUUAUUAUUAUUUUUUUUUACAAAUUAUUGUAAUAAUCUAUUUGAUCUUCUUUGGAC
Hibiscus syriacus is the source of this 2199-nucleotide messenger RNA. RefSeq names its product hexosyltransferase GAUT11-like. The transcript is spliced from 2 exons. NCBI's taxonomy places the organism in Eukaryota, Viridiplantae, Streptophyta, Magnoliopsida, Malvales, Malvaceae. The record is from RefSeq and is a predicted model, not a curated record. Gene Ontology annotation, molecular function: polygalacturonate 4-alpha-galacturonosyltransferase activity. Bases 268 to 1869 code for a protein of 533 amino acids.